This is a messenger RNA of Fukomys damarensis (Damara mole-rat), 699 nucleotides long. RefSeq names its product chromosome unknown C2orf15 homolog (gene CUNH2orf15). NCBI's taxonomy places the organism in Eukaryota, Metazoa, Chordata, Mammalia, Rodentia, Bathyergidae. The transcript is spliced from 3 exons. The record is from RefSeq and is a predicted model, not a curated record. The coding region runs from base 182 to 550 and encodes 122 amino acids.
CUUCCAGUGGUGGCUCUGCGCGUUUUCCUAAGGAUCCGACGUCAUUUUGUACCCAUAUUUAUUAGAACGGCUGCUCUUGAGCACAGCUCCUACACCCAAGAACCCGUUUUGGCGGGGGGGCCUCCUGGGAGUGAGCCGCCUGUCUGGAUGACAUUAGGUGGGUUUUUACAGCGGCCCUCUGAUGAUCUUGAUGUCAUGUAAAAUUGUGCAGUUCAAAAUAAUCAAAUUGGAGAAACGUUUCUUCUACUUAAAAAGGUUAUCGUCAAACUACCCAAUGGGAUUUUCGCUUAGUAAAUCUGCUACUCAGGUAUCUGCUAUGAGAAUGAAUUCAAAAGUGGAAGAUCACUUAAUGCAAGGGACUGAGAAAAGCAAUUUGGAACCAGUCACUUGGUUAUUUCAAAACACCAAGAAAAUAAGAUUAGAAGACAGAAACCAAGAGAACUUUACAAAAAUUGAAGAGACUGGCACUGGCUCUGUUUCAGAAAAAGCUCUGAGUUCAGUGGUGUAUGUUAAAGAAAGUGAUGGAAUAGAAAUGACAGAUGUGGAAUGAAGUAACAUACACAUUUCCAAAGAAACCAAAAUUGCUUUCAAUUAAGAGGUAUAUAUUCAGACCUAGUCUGCAUUAGGAUCAAAUGAAAUGAAGGAAGAUAUGUUUUAUUUUUCAGUAUUAUGAAUCAUCUUAAACUAUAUCUUUUUUGU